ACACACAUCAGCUACAUCACAGUGGUAACAGGUUUCCUGUCAGUUUGCAGGUCUUUGCAUACACAGACAGUUUUUGAAAAUGGUUGCCUUCUGUCCCAUCUGUGGAAAACCUGUCUACUUUGGUGAGAAGAAGCGCUCUCUUGGCAGAGACUACCAUCCACUAUGCCUGAAGUGCUUCAGAUGCAAGAGCCAGCUCAGCCCAGGAAACCAUGCAGAGGAACUAGACAGCCAGUACCUCACUCGUCUCCUGGGACAGCUUCUUAAAGAAUUCCAGCAGACAGCCAGAAAGGAUUGCCUUUUGUCACCGGAGGAUUCACUUCAGCGACUGCACAGCACAGCUGAACAGCCUGUUAGGAAAAUAGAUAGAUAGAUAGAUAUAUAUAUAUAUAUAUAUAUAUAUAUAUAUAUAUAUAUAUAUAUAUAUAUAUAUAUAUAUAUAUAUAUGUGUGUGUGUGUACACUAGAGGUGACCUUAGCAGGAUUUUCAUAUUUCUUGUGUAUUGACUUUGUACAGUAACAUCUGAGGUAGGGUUAGGUUAAGGCUGUUAAUAUGGGGGAAUUAAAAUCAACUGAAUACUUUGUGCUUAAUAAGGUUAAACAGUUUUCCUAGUUGGCUAAACUACUUGCAUUUUUGUAUAAAGGCGAGCUGCCAAAAUAGGAAGGCAAUAAUCUGCAAAAUUUAAA
Molecule: messenger RNA, 683 nt
Organism: Polyodon spathula (Mississippi paddlefish)
Lineage: Eukaryota; Metazoa; Chordata; Actinopteri; Acipenseriformes; Polyodontidae
Exons: 3
Coding region: 80-370 (96 amino acids)
Biological process (GO): regulation of gene expression; intrinsic apoptotic signaling pathway in response to DNA damage
Molecular function (GO): zinc ion binding
Source: RefSeq, a predicted model, not a curated record